AUGGGGGCAGGAGAGGAAGGCAGGGAGUGCGGAGAACGGCGCCAGAAAGGGCGGGGCCAGCGGCGGGCCUUUCCGACCGGCGCAGAGGCGCAGCUGUUCGAAAGAGAAGAUUCCCCCGUGCUCUUCGCCAGGCAGCUGGGGGCAUCGGCCACCGCUCUCUCGGCUCCCUGGUUCCGCGGGGACGAGGGCGAGGUCCGCGAGGACCUGCUCCGUGCGAAUCGAGGUGAAGGAGACCUCGGCCCUGCACCCGCGGCUGGCGAGGCUGUCAGGGUCCCUCUUCUCGGCUUCGACACUGCUGCGGGCCCUCUGACAGGCCCAGGGCCUACAGAGUGCUUGGGAUGGAAAAGCCCACAGGCAAAAAAAAAUAAGACCCGGACCCCAGAGGCAGAAGUGCACGUGCAGAAGGACACUGCCAAGGAAGAGAAGGCAUCUGGGAAAGAAGAGCCAAACCAGAGCCCCACUUUGGCCCAAAAGCACAGGAAGGAAGCCCGCCUCAGUCCUGAGAAUGAGGAGCACAUGUGUGAGGCCUUUGAUGCUUCGUUUAAAGAUGACUUUGAGGGAGUUCUGUUCACUCGCUUCCAGAGGAAGAAGUCCUAUGAAUGCAGCGAAUGCGGGCGCAUCUUUAAGCACAAGACGGAUCACUUUCAUCACAGAGUCCACACUGGAGAGAAGCCCUUCCGGUGUGCCCAGUGCAGGAAGACUUUCAGGCACAGCUCUGACGUGACCAAGCACCGGAGGAGUCGCACCGGAGAAAAGCCCUGUAAAUGUAGUGAGUGCGGCAAAGCUUUUAACUGCAGUUCCAAUCUCCUGAAACAUCAGAAAACCCACACUGGAGAGAAGCCAUAUGGAUGUAAGGAGUGUGGGAAGACCUUUGCCUACAGCUCAUGUCUCAUUCGCCAUCGGAAACAUCACCCACGGAAGAAGCAGACCCUUUGCCCACUGUGUCCCGAGUCCAUCUCUGUGCAGCCUGGCAGGAGGCCUGUGUCCCUGGGCUGGACAGCAGUGCUUCUGCAGUGAGCACCGGGGACCCCACUGUCCCCCCCACCUCGGCUGGCUGUGCCGGCAGUGGGGUGCUUUGUCCUGGUGCCUUCCCUCCUCUGCUGGAGCACCAUUCCUUGAACUUGGCUCCCAUCCCCAGGAACUGGACUCCCUGUGUGUCUUCCCGGCUCAACCACCAUCCCAGCUGAGCAGCCUGGCUUACCAGGUGGACCACUCAGGACACUAAAUGCUGCCACCAUGGGCACUUCCUGCCCUGGCCACGUCGGCUCUGGGAUCUUGAUGGCAGCUUGGAUCCAGCUUUUGCCUGCAUUGCAGCUUUUCAGACACAAGACAGAAGGCCAGCUCUCCGUUCAGGGCCAAUGAUGGGUUGCCAGAAACAGACUGACAGAUGGAGAUCUUGCUGGCAAAUACUUCCCUCCGGGUUGUGGCCCAAAGGUGCUCCAGCAGCUCAUAGACAGCAGCAACAAAAAUGGCAUUUUCUGGCAAGUUGAAGAUGUGCUUACCUGCUGACCCAGAAACAUCACUUGCU
Odocoileus virginianus texanus is the source of this 1528-nucleotide messenger RNA. The record is from RefSeq and is a predicted model, not a curated record. NCBI's taxonomy places the organism in Eukaryota, Metazoa, Chordata, Mammalia, Artiodactyla, Cervidae.